ACGAUGUCCAGCUUGGAAGCAGGUACAGACAGUCGGCAUCCAGAGCUCCAGCACACUUCGUCCUCCGACAAGGAGCAUAAAGCUGUCGAGUCCUCACAUGCGCAUGGCUCUGAGCAGGGGGAACAUGACGCACCGGGCAACGUCUACGACUCUACCCGCUGCUUGUCUCCACGUACGCCUCCUUCAGGCGAGAAGUCGCCGAGCUCACCACAACCACCACCACAGGCGGACGAGCCACCCGUGACGGUGUCUCGGACGCACUUCUUCCUCAUCAUGAUCUCGCUGUGGCUAGGCAACUUUACCGCAUACUUCAACGAAACGACGGCGACGACUGCUAUGCACGAGAUUGGCUCGUACUUUGCCGCUAUGGGCGGGGCCAACGCCAACGCCCAGGCCAACCAAAACUGGAUCGCAACGGCGUAUCUGCUCGGGUUCACCGUCACGCAGGUGCUGUUGGGGAGGUUCGCAGACAUCUUUGGGCGGGCACGGGUCUUCUACGUGACGAUGGCGGUGUUCGCAGCUGGGACGCUGUGGUGCGGUCUCGCGCAGAGCAUGAACUCGCUGAUCGGCGCACGCCUUCUUCAGGGCAUUGGCGCCGCUGGUCGGCAGUCUGUCGGCGUCAUCAUCGUCCUUGACCUCACGACAGCCCGGACACGCGGCAUCUGGCUUGGUUUCUUCAAUGGCGCGUCCGCAUUGGGCCUUGCCCUUGGCCCCAUCAUCGGCGCUGUGCUCUCGACGUCGGGGCCUGCGUCUUGGCGCUGGCUCUUCUGGAUAACACUCAUCAUGAUUGGCAUCACAUUCUGCGUUGGGUGUUUCAGUUUGCGCAACCUCAAGGGCGCGACUAAGAACGAGCAGGACACGCUCCGACGGAUGUUUGGCGAGGUCGACUGGAUUGGCUGCUUACUCGCCGUAGCCAUAUCAGCCCUUGCGUGCGUUGCGAUCGAGUCGGGAAACAAGAUGUAUCCGUGGAACUCCGCGCCCAUUAUUGCCAUGCUCCUCGUCGCUAUCUGCCUCGUGCCCGUUUUCGCCUUCUGGGAACUCUACUGCACGCGGCACGGACGUCAUCCACCACCCCUGCUCAACAUCCGUCUCCUCCAGAUCCGUAACAUCCCCCAGACGUGCAUCAUCAACUUCCUCACUGGCGCGGCCUACUUCGGCUGUGUCUUCUUCCUACCCCGGUACCUCGUCGACGUCCGCGGCUCCUCGCUCGUCCAGUCGGGCGUGCAAAUGUUCGGCCUCACUCUUUCCCUCGGCGCGUUUUCUGUCCUCGGCGCGAACAUCCUCGGCCUCACGGGCAAGGUCAAGGCCCUAGGCAUUUUCGCAGGCGGACUGUACGCGCUGGGCUCGGGCCUCAUGCUCCUCGUCACGCGUACGACGCCUAUGGCACACAUCAUCGGCUUUGGCGUCCUCGCAGGCACUGCAGCAGGGCUGCUCUACCAGCCCGCGCUCGUGGUGGGCCCGAUGAGCGUGCGUCGCGAGGAUGUCGCGGGAAUCUCUGGUUUCCUCUCCUUCCUCCGCACGUUUGGGGGCACGGUCGCCACAGCGCUCCUCACCGCCAUCUUCGAGACGAGCUUCACAAGCACACUCAAUGCACAGGGUGUUAUCCCUAAAUCCCUCGUGUCACAAGGUCUAGCACUGGCGGACGCCGUCGCAGCUGCGGACGCGUACGAGGUGACGUGUUCGUGGGCGGGGCAGUACGCGGCGAACCUCACGCAGACGCAGUGCGCGGCGUGGGACAGUGAUGUACGCGAAGCGCUUGUUGGCGCGUACAGGCUUGGCCAGUGGCCCGCCGUCGCGUUUGGCAUCGUGUAUGCGAUCGGGUGCGCGUUUAUGAGUGGCGUGGACUUCAAAGUUCAACAGCAGUGGCCGUGGUCUACCUGGAACUGGAAGCGGAGACGAGGAGGGGAGAGUGCCGAGGCACUCGAGAAGGGGGCCAGCAGCAGCUGAGCCGCCUAAUCUCGGGUCUGUUUCUUCCCCCUUCUCGUUUUCAUUCCUCGACAUCUGUCCCCGCAUCUGAUCUCCAAUGUCUUACAUCAGAAUCUCAGCUUCGUUGCCUUUUCUGCCCUCUUCGCCAUGCAUCCAGUACCCAGGUCGCGCCACAUCCUCCUCUCGUCCACUCGUCGUCUUCAAUUGCACUUGCAAUAAUCGUUGAUCCUCUGCAAUCAUUCCACCUUGCACUUUGUAUCAGUAGCAUUCACCAUCAUUCAAAUCCUGUUAGCGACAUAUACCUCCCUCAUCACCUGGUUCCAGCCUAGACAUUUUGCGGUUCCCUUAAUCUUGUGGACCUGCUUCCCCCGGACGUCUGUUUUCGUACCUUCGCACACCAUACCUCCAUACAUCCCUCGUACCUACAUAAUUCCCCUGUGCGAGCCCUUCUUCGCACACGGAUUAGAAUUCCCUUUCCGACC
Coniophora puteana RWD-64-598 SS2 is the source of this 2408-nucleotide messenger RNA. RefSeq names its product MFS general substrate transporter. NCBI's taxonomy places the organism in Eukaryota, Fungi, Basidiomycota, Agaricomycetes, Boletales, Coniophoraceae. The coding region runs from base 4 to 1947 and encodes 647 amino acids. Gene Ontology annotation, molecular function: transmembrane transporter activity. Gene Ontology annotation, biological process: transmembrane transport. The transcript is spliced from 3 exons. The record is from RefSeq and is a predicted model, not a curated record.